AUGACCAACGCAUCACCCCCUGUUCAUCCUAAUGGGAUACUUUCCCAGAUGAAUAUUUUACUGUUAGGGGAACCUCGAUCCGAAAACGAUGCCUCUAUCGAGACCAUACAAGACAAAUUGAGAUCAUUAGGAUGUGAGAAUUGUCCUUGUAUUCCGCUUUCUCAGGUGUCAUCAGAGAAUGAAGAUUACAACACAUUAAGGGACAAUUUUCUAAAGUUGCAAGGUUCACCGUUCCAUUAUAUUGUUUCUGAUACAUGUCAUUUCCCCUUCUACAAGAUCGCUGCCUUUGAAUUUCUGAUACCAGUGGUGUCAUAUGAAUGGUUGAACAACUUGAUCAAUGAGAAACAAAUCCCAAGAUUAUUACACUCACCCGUGGACGCUGUCACAUUGCAACCAAUGACGGGGAUCCGAUUAUAUAUUUCUAAGGAGGCUUUCACUAAGGAAGAGUAUAUCCUGUAUUCUAAAAUAGCACAAUCAUUAGGUGCCAUUUGCAAAGACAUUAUUUCUGCAGGAACCACGGAUUACAUCAUUACUACAGGCAAGAAUGAUAUGGCUAUUAAAGCUGUCAUGAAUUUCCAGCAGGGCCCCACUCGAAUCAAGUUUUUAUACCCUACAUUCAUAAUGGAAUGUUUCCAAAACCGGAAGGUUCCCUCCGCUGAAGGUCAUAUCAUCGACGUGCAUGAGUCCACCACAACAAAUUCAUUGAAAUUGACACAACUUUGGGAGGAAUUAAUAAAGAGCCGGGUCCCCAGCAAGACAACGCAAUUUUUGAAGGGUUAUCAUGUUGCUGUAUCUGCCUCCAUGAAUUUGAACACACAUAUGACACAGUUUCUUAACGAUAUUGUCGAAUUGCACGGUGGUCAAAUCACCGAACUUACUGAUCCAAACGUGUCGAUUUUCAUCACCUGCAUGCACUCUGAUCCUGAGUACGAACAGGCAAAACAUAUUUGUCGAUAUGUGGGGACUCCCUUUUGGCUAAUCGAUAUGUGCAUGUUGGGGGAAUUGUUAGCGCCUUCUGGUCAAUUAUUAUGGCCACCAUGGAGGGCUACACUGGAUGAGUCCGUGAGUUGUAAUGUUACAAUGAGUGAAUUUCCCGGAUUACGAAGGAAUUAUAUUAAGUUUCUCGUUAUGGCGUUGGGUGGAAUGGUCACUGAAGAGUUAAGCAAGAAGAAUAAUUAUUUAAUUUGUCGCUUUGAUCCCUGGGAUGAGAGGAGACAUGACAGCAAAAAAGUGCAAAUGAGUAAACGAUGGGGGGUUGACACUAUUAAGAUUUGUAAUUUGCAAUGGUUGGAGGAUUGUUAUGAGAUGGGUGAAUGGAGAGAUUCAUCAUUGUUACAAUAUCAAGAUUAUGCGUACUCUUAUUCCGUUGAAGGUGCUAAAACGAUGGAAGAAGAGAAGACACUAUUAUCCAUGGCACCUAGACUUUCUCCACCUGUGCCAGAUGCCAAAAUUUUAUCUGUUAUUGAGGAGCAAUCUGACGAUAAGAUGAUGAGUGAUACAGAGGCGGAAGAAGAGACAAAUAUUAUGAUGACGAACGAACAAGAGACAAAGGAAGUGGAGGAGGAGUCUGCUGAUUUACAAGAUUUGAAGAAAAAUUAUGAGUACAUUUUGGAGACGAAUGGUAAAGAGGAGACAAUGACAGGAGUUGGUAGUCAAUUACAACCCAUUUCCAUUUCGCAAUCUGCAUCAGAAGAUGGGGAGGUUCCAUUGACCUUAGAUAAGAUAUCUGAAUCUCAUGAGGGUCAAGAAGAUGCUGUGACCACUGGGAAGAACUCCGUAUCCAUUUCACAAUCUCAUGACAGUGAUUCCCGCACUACCAUUUCACAACCUUCUACUAAGGAUAGCGAAGUGAUCUUAAAUAAAGUAUCUGAUGAAAAAUCUCAUGAACUUCCAGCUGAAACUCAAGAAGAACAGGAUACAAUUACUCGUAAGAGACCAUUAAGACCUGCCACAAUGGAGGAAGAUACACCGAAACGACUCAAGAAAAUUAAUGACGAUAGCAUCUUGUCCAUAUUGGAUGAUUCCGUUGAGUUACCGCUCUACGACAUGAACGCGAUCUGUACGGGGUGUCACGAAUCGAUCAAUGGUGCGGAUCAAGAAAUAUUACGUGAAUUAGGAAUUCGUAUCUAUGAUGACAUUGACACCGUAGGGCUCAACACUAUCGUUGCACCCAAACAGAUGAGAACGGUAAAGUACUUGAAGAGUCUCAGUUUUGAACCGUUGAAGUAUGCAUUAAUUCCGGAAUUUAUUAUGGAUCAAUUACGAGUAAUCCGUGAAGCCCGCGGACAGAACAAGAGGAAGCUACGAAGAGAGGAAAUCAUGCUGGAUUUAACCAAGUACACUAUACCGAAGGUGGAUGCCAGUGUGUUAGCACGGACGCAGUUGUCGAGCAAAGUGUUUGAACGAGCUGGAUUGCUGAGAGUGAACCUGGUGAGCGACAUUCCGGCGGGCACCGCGUUAGUGUCAUCCGUGUUGAAGAGCCAUGGUAUACGGGAGGUCAACGUUGUCUCAGGUACCAAGUUCACUGGAGAGGAUCUGGUGAGGAACGAUGAUGGUGAUGGUAAUAGCCUCACGCUUCUCAUUUCCACACGUGCCUCGCAAGUUCAGCGCUUCAAGCGCGCCGUACGGGACGACCCGUCGCGGGUGACGGCGCUUGCCGUGGAAUGGGACUGGUGUGUUCAUAGCAUUUUCUCGCUGGCAACGGCUAUCUCCGCUAACGCCCGCGGUGUCAAGUGGAGUUCCUCGGAGUCUUCCCCUGGCCAAUGA
This is a messenger RNA of Naumovozyma castellii, 2766 nucleotides long. RefSeq lists its product as uncharacterized. The transcript has a single exon. NCBI's taxonomy places the organism in Eukaryota, Fungi, Ascomycota, Saccharomycetes, Saccharomycetales, Saccharomycetaceae. The coding region runs from base 1 to 2766 and encodes 921 amino acids. The record is from RefSeq and is a predicted model, not a curated record.